UUUUGGAAGGCCGUAAUCCAAACAAUUCACUUUUUUUGCCCUAUCCUCCCCCAAAUUGAUUCCUUUUCCCCAUUCCACCUGGCUACUGGCCUGUCUGAUCCGAUAUUUUCGGAUAUCCGAGUUUUUUUAGAUCGAGAUCCGCUAAUACUAGUGUCAUCCACGUUUCCAAAACCCUGUGGGAUUUUUUGAUAAUUCUCCUCUUUAUUUGCAGAUAUGUCUUUUUAACUCGUUCAUCCCGAGCAGAAAAUUUGGUGAUAAUUACGGACAGUCGUACCGAUGCUCUUGAAAAAUCUCGUUUCUUGGCGAAUCCAUAUGCCACGUUAAUGACUCAAGCAACAAAAGUAACAUCUGCACUUGCACCACUUCUUGACGUUGAUGCUAUAAACGCUGAGGCUGAACUUCGGUAUUUAAGAGAACGACAGCGAGCGGCGGAGGAUGAGGCUGCUAAACUCAGAUCGCACAAUGAAGCAGGAUUUGAGCAUAUUUUUCAACUGGAUUUGCCUGCUCGUCCACGUAUUUUGCAGCGAGAUCCACCUGUUGAUUCUACAGUUUGGGAAAAGUUUCGAGCUUCAGAUGGGCAUAUUGAAGAUGCGCAUGGUCUUCUUUGUUUAGUAUUUAGAGGUGGAAUUGUGCCCGAAAUGCGUUGUACUAUUUGGAAAUAUAUCCUUGGAUAUUUUAAAUGGGAAUGGUCUGAUGCUAAAAAUGCUGAGAAUCGAACAAAACUCGAAGAAGAAUAUUAUCGAAUGAAGCUUCAAUGGGUAACAAUAACGGAGGACCAAGCAAGUCGUUUCUCUAGCUAUCGUGACAAAAAAGCUUUGGUAGAAAAGGAUGUAGCACGAACAGAUCGAAGCCAUCCAUAUUUUAAUCAAUCUAAACCUAAACAUUUGGAAUUACUUCAUGAUUUGUUGAUGACUUAUUGCAUGUAUGAUUUUGAUUUGGGUUAUGUACAAGGAAUGAGUGAUUUUUUAAGUGUUCUUUGUGUUGUGCUUCGGAAGGAAUCGGAUAUUUUUUGGUGUUUUGUUGGGCUAAUGGAACAUGUGCACAAAAAUUUUGAAUUAGACCAAGUACAUAUCAAAACACAAUUGUCCCAGUUGAAGAGUCUUGUUGAAAUUGUGAACCCACGUUUGGCUAUUUAUUUGGAAAGUCAAGAUUCUGAUCAUAUGUAUUUUUGUUUUCGAUGGAUUUUGGUCUUAUUUAAACGAGAAUUGUCUUUUGAUGAUUGCCAAUAUCUUUGGGAAGUUCUUUGGACAGGAAUACCAUGCCGUACUUUUAUGCUGCUUUUUUGUGUUUCUAUUUUGGAUACACAAACUGAUAUUAUUAUUGAAAAUCGUUUUGGUUUAACAGAAAUUUUGAAGCACAUUAACAAUUUGUCUAUGCACAUUGAUGUACAAAAAACCUUAUGUACAGCUGAAGCAAUUUACCAUCAAUUAGCAGCAGUUCAAGACAAAUUGCCUAGGCACAUUUGUGAAAUUUUGAGUUUUAAUCAUGCAGAAAGUAUUUCUUGUAAUAAUAAUGAAAGAAAAGAAAAUGGAAAAUAA
Messenger RNA from Meloidogyne enterolobii, 1538 nucleotides. Lineage: Eukaryota; Metazoa; Nematoda; Chromadorea; Rhabditida; Meloidogynidae. The record is from the annotation of a GenBank genome assembly.